UCCGAGGCCUGGCUCUGAGGAUGGACUGUGCACUGCUGCUGCUCUCCCUGUGGGCUCUGGCUGGAACGGUGUCUCUGCAGACUUCAGGGUCGUGUCCGGAGAGACUUCUGGGAGACGAGAGGAGGAGGACGUGUCCUCGGCCCUGCAAAGCCGACAAAGACUGCGGCAGUAAGCGCCAGUGUCUGUGUGACGGCCAGUGUGGUCUCAGCUGUGUGGCUCCAGGUCGUACUUGUCCCUGGCCUCUGCCCUCAAGCGAAACCUCGGCAGCCCACCUCCUCUCACCCACUCACUCCUUCUCGGCCCUGCUUGAAGUGCGCUGCAAGCCUGGAUUCUCGUUGCCCAAUGGCUUGGAUGCAACUAUUCGCCGUUGUCAGGGUGACCGACAGUGGAGCGGGGACGAGCCCGUCUGCACAGAAACUCAGCCGGCCGAACCUGCUGCUGCCCAGAUCUGCCCUCUGCCUGAGGAGGUCAUCGACACCUUCAGCAUCCAGGGCGAUGCCACUGUAGGAACCUCCAUCCGCUACAGCUGCUUGUCUGGAGCCGAUAUAGUGGGGAGCAGUGAAAAUUUCUGUCAGGACAAUCAGACCUGGCAGUAUCCUCAUCCCAUCUGCAAAAGUAAGUGUGCAGGAGCAUGUUCCACAAUAAUGUGUGUGUGUGAGCGUGCACGUGUGCUGCAAUGACCUUACACUCGGUGUGACUUCGUGCAUCUCUCAAGGUUAGCAGGAGAAGAUGAUGUGGGAGGCAGUGAUUUU
Molecule: messenger RNA, 752 nt
Organism: Paralichthys olivaceus (Japanese flounder)
Lineage: Eukaryota; Metazoa; Chordata; Actinopteri; Pleuronectiformes; Paralichthyidae
Source: RefSeq, a predicted model, not a curated record